AUGAUCGAAUCCAAUCCUCUCAAUGUCUAUACCGGACCAAACUCCGUCAAAAACUACUUUGAUCCUGAUACCGCCCCCCCACUACCCCUUGUUGAGAUACCAGACAGUCUGAACCCUUACCGGAGGCAUGGCGUCCGUAUCUAUGCAAAGAUGAUGUCAAUGCAUCCCGCCAACAACGUCAAAGCUAUGCCCGCCCUCAACUUGCUCCAGAAAGGCGUCGUUCCAGGUAAGACCGAGACAAUUGUCGAGUACAGUUCUGGGUCAACUGUCAUCUCCAUGUCCCUAGCGGCUCGGGUCUACCAUGGAGUGCCAGAUGUCCGUGCUUUUCUCAGCAAUAAGACAAGUCAGGCAAAGCUACGGUUGAUGCAAUUUUUUGGAUUGGAUAUCACGUUGUUUGGUGGACCAUCUCAGCCUGAGCCGUUGGACAAAAGAGGCGGCAUCUACGCCGCAAAACAUAUAGGCAGCGAGAAAGGUUCCGCGAUUAACCCAAACCAGUACGAAAAUGAUGAUAAUUGGAAGUCUCAUGUCAGAUGGACUGGGCCUCAGAUCUUCAAGCAGUUGCCACAAAUCACACUGAUUUGUGCGGGCAUGGGAACUUCCGGGACCCUUACUGGCUUGGGGACUUACUUUAAGAACGCCAAGCCUUCUGUUUACAGGCUGGGUGUUUGCACCGCACCAGGCGAUCGUGUUCCUGGCCCCCGCUCGUAUGCGCUGCUCCAACCGGUCGAGUUUCCUUGGAGAUCUGCUGUUGAUCACGUGGAGCACGUGGGGUCCCAUGAAUCGUAUGCCCUUUCCCUGGAUCUAUGCAGACAGGGUCUCAUUGCGGGCCCCUCGUCCGGAUUCAACCUCCAAGGUCUUUAUCAAUUCUUGGACAAGCGUCUCGCAGCUGGAAGUCUGACUGAGCUUGCUGAUGAAUCUGGCGAGGCGCAUUGCGUCUUUGUAUGCUGCGAUUUGCCUUACCAAUACAUCGACGAGUACUUUGCGAAGCUGGGGCCUGAACACUUCCCCACUAUCCACAACGAGAACCUUCAAAAGGUUGAUCUCCAUCGUUAUGACGAAGCCUGGGAGAAGGAUCCGAUAGAGAUCUUCAUGCAAAUCCCUCAAGCAAGCAUCAUCGAUACCGAAGACGCUCAGUUGCCCAGCACGCCAAGAUAUAUCGACGCCAGCAGUGCCUCCCUUAUUCCUCGUCUUCCGAACGUAAUCAUAAUUGACCUGAGAAAAUCGGAAGACUUCCAAAUGAACCACGUUAGCGGCUCCGAAAACAUUUCUAUCGUGGAAUCAACCGAUUGGAAGCCCUUUUCAGACGCAACGGUUCUCGAGAAGUUAUGGCUGAAGCUGGAGGCCACGUUCGACCCAAAAACCGAGACAGGAAAGACCCUGGAAGCGCAUCGACAGAAGCCGAUUGUUGUGCUGUGUUAUGAUGGGGACAGCGCCCGGGUCGCCACUAGCGUGCUGCGUGCAAAGGGAUUUGGAGCAGACAGCAUUCGAGGGGGGAUGCGCGCGUUGAUGGAUUUCCAGCAUACUCCCGAGGCUUCCAUAGUCGCAUCCAAGAACUUGGCCGUGACCUCAAAUGUUGAAGAACUGCUGGUUAGAAAAGAACCUUAUCUGAGACUGGUGUGA
This is a messenger RNA of Colletotrichum spaethianum, 1620 nucleotides long. RefSeq names its product putative small nuclear ribonucleoprotein F. The transcript is spliced from 5 exons. Lineage: Eukaryota; Fungi; Ascomycota; Sordariomycetes; Glomerellales; Glomerellaceae. Gene Ontology annotation, molecular function: cysteine synthase activity; cystathionine beta-synthase activity. Bases 1 to 1620 code for a protein of 539 amino acids. The record is from RefSeq and is a predicted model, not a curated record. Gene Ontology annotation, cellular component: cytoplasm.